Molecule: messenger RNA, 693 nt
Organism: Schistosoma turkestanicum
Lineage: Eukaryota; Metazoa; Platyhelminthes; Trematoda; Strigeidida; Schistosomatidae
Source: the annotation of a GenBank genome assembly
AUGUUAUUCUCAGAUAAUGCGAAUCAAUCGUGUAUUUUACAACGUCAUGAAAUGCAUAAAAAUGAAUGUUCAUUCAAACGACUGAAAAAUCUCUGGAAACAACAAUUCGAUCAAUUCAUCUUGCCUGUGUUAGCAAGACGUAUUUGUGAUAUAAAUAAUAUUAAAUAUACGGAAGAAGAAAUUACAACUCAGAAGAAAAAUGAAAACCAUGAAAUGACUCCUAAUUUAGAGCAACUUCCAAAAUAUCAGUUUGAAUCAAUUAGUCAGUGUUUAAGCUCAUCAGAAUCACUUAAAUCAUUAUGCACUUCGGAAUAUGAAGUCAAAAGCUAUCAUGAUUUCGGUGAAGAUUUCUUAAAAAGAUUUGAAGAUAGAUAUACUUUCAGUGAUUCAUCGAAUUUAACUGAACAAACGAUCUACCUGUACUGUUCAACAUGCAGUCAGAUUUUCGUAUGUAAAAAUCCUGAUGAAUUACAACGGUUAAAUGCUACUGAAUCUGAUUUAUUUUCAUCUACUUACUACUUUACCUCCGAUGAUGAAGAUAUCGGAGAUGAAUCUGUCUCUGAAGCAUCACUUCCAUCAUCCACUGAAUAUUUGAACCCAGCAUACGAAUGGAUUAAAUCGUCUCGGUCUUGUUCUGCACCACCAAUAUUGUGUUCAGUGACCAAACAUAAGUACAAUAAUCAAAACAAAUAG